GAGGUGUACAGUCCUGGGGCUGCCCUCCACCCCUGGAGAUGGGGCGGGCUGCCCACUCUGUUUUGCCCCAAGACUAACCCAAAGGCCAGCGUUUCAGACCUACCACACCCACCGGGGGCCAAGGACCCGGCAAGGUGUCCUCCCUGUGGAUUGCAGGAAGCCCGGGGGGCAGUCGCCCAGCCAUGAGUCACUCUGAGCUGGAACCUACUUGCCGAUAGACAGCCACCGCCAGACCCACAGCCGCUGCAGCCUUUCUGCACAGGAGCCGCCCCGGGUUUCGAACUGCUGACCUUGCUGUGAGCAGCCCAACCCGAAACGGAGGCUCCCGCAGGACUCCUGGUGGGCAGCUCUGAGAAGGUGAUGGUCUCUGAGGCCCUCAGACCCCUAGGAAGCAGACAGCCUCCCCUCCUUCGGGGGAUCAGCCAUCAACAGCCCGAGGCGGCACCUUACCCACCCAGGACCACGGACUGGGGUGUGGAGGGCUCAGCAGGACUCAGAGGCUCUGAGCUGUGAUCUCAGGAGACACUGCCCGCUCCUGCCUACUGCACUGGCUCCUGGACCCCCGGGACACUGGGCAGGCCCACAAAGACCUCUUCACUCCAACGUGGCCCCUAGCCAGAUGUGGGGGGAGGCUGCCCAGAGAGAGGCAUGCCCCCCACCCAGCCACGCUGCCCCCACCUCCUGCUGCUGUUGCUGCUGCUGCUUGUCCACCAGCCACAGGCUCCCGCAGCACAGGUGAUGGACUUCCUGUUUGAGAAAUGGAAACUCUACGGAGAUGAGUGUUCCCACAACCUGAGCCUGCUGCCGCCUCCCACGGAACUGGUCUGCAAUCGGACCUUCGACAAAUAUUCCUGCUGGCCCGACACCCUGCCCAAUACCACUGCCAGCAUCUCCUGCCCCUGGUACCUGCCCUGGCACCACAAAGUGCAGCACCGCCUAGUCUUCAAGAAGUGUGGGCCUGACGGGCAGUGGGUAAGGGGGCCCCAGGGACAACCCUGGCGUGACGCCUCCCAGUGCCAGAUGGACAUGGAUGAGCUAAAGGAUCAGAAGGAAGUGGUCAAGAUGUACAGCAGCUUCCAGAUGAUGUACACAGUGGGCUACUGCCUGUCGCUGGGUGCCCUUCUUCUUGCUCUGACCAUCCUGCUGAGCCUCAGCCAGCUGCACUGCACGCGCAACUACAUCCACAUGAACCUGUUUGCCUCCUUCGUGCUGAAGGCCAGCUCCGUGCUGGCCAUGGACGCCCUGCUGCAGACCCGCUACAGCCAGCAGAUCGGCGACGACCUCAGCGUGAGCGUCUGGCUCAGCGACAGGGCGGUGGCCGGCUGCCGGGUGGCCGCGGUGUUCAUGCAGUAUGGCGUUGUGGCUAACUACUGCUGGCUGCUGGUGGAGGGCGUGUACCUGCACAGCCUGCUGGGCCUGGCCACCUUUCCCGAGAGGAGCUUCUUCCCCAUCUACCUGGGCAUCGGCUGGGGGGCCCCGAUUCUCUUCGUCGUGCCCUGGGCUGUGGUCAAGUGUCUCUUCGAGAACGUGCAGUGCUGGACCAGCAACGACAACAUGGGCUUCUGGUGGAUCCUGAGGGUGCCCGUCUUCCUGGCCAUCCUGAUCAACUCCUUCAUCUUCAUGCACACCGUCCACCUCCUCGUCGCCAAGCUGCGUGCCCACCAGAUGCGGUACACUGACUACAAGUUCAGGCUGGCCAAGUCCACACUGACCCUCAUCCCCCUGCUGGGUGUCCACGAGGUGGUGUUCGCCUUUGUAACCGACGAGCAUGCCCAGGGGACCCUGCGCUCCGCCAAGCUCUUCUUCGACCUCUUCCUCAGCUCCUUCCAGGGCCUGCUGGUGGCCAUCCUCUACUGUUUCCUCAACAAGGAGGUGCAGGCGGAGCUGCUGAGGCGCUGGCAGCGCUGGCGAGUGGGCAAGGUCUUGCAGGAAGAGCAUCGUUCAGGCAGCCACACUGCCCCCCCAACUGCCCGCGGGCCCCCCAGCGAGAAGCUGCUGCUGCCGAGGAGCAGUGGCAACAACGGAACCAGCCCGGACCCCUCGUCAGAGACCCCGUCAGCCCAUGGCCUCCCUGCACUGGCCGAGAGCCCCUUCUGAGUGCCCGGCCCCCCUGGGGUGGACUGCCCUGGGGUGGGUAUGGAAGGCAUCCCUGCACCCAGGCGGCCCACUGGGAGUAGCUCAGCACCCAGAGAUCCCCGUGCAGCCCCUGGGGCUCCUGAACCCGGAGCAGGGUGGGGUGCUCCACCACGUGCGGUGUGCUGAGACCCAUGCUAUGGACCACCCAGCAAUAAAGUGCUCAAGUUGUA
Echinops telfairi (small Madagascar hedgehog) is the source of this 2306-nucleotide messenger RNA. It is a transcript of the gene GCGR, whose product is annotated as glucagon receptor. The transcript has 14 exons. Gene Ontology annotation, molecular function: glucagon receptor activity; peptide hormone binding. The record is from RefSeq and is a predicted model, not a curated record. Gene Ontology annotation, cellular component: plasma membrane. NCBI's taxonomy places the organism in Eukaryota, Metazoa, Chordata, Mammalia, Afrosoricida, Tenrecidae. Gene Ontology annotation, biological process: adenylate cyclase-activating G protein-coupled receptor signaling pathway; cell surface receptor signaling pathway. Bases 649 to 2097 code for a protein of 482 amino acids.